Moneuplotes crassus is the source of this 768-nucleotide messenger RNA. The record is from the annotation of a GenBank genome assembly. Lineage: Eukaryota; Ciliophora; Spirotrichea; Euplotida; Euplotidae.
UGGAAUACUAGUACUACUCAAGAAAUAUUAAAACUUGAGAUGGACUCAGCAGAAAACAAAGCAUUUAGAAUAUUAGGGGGAAAGUAACCCAAAGAUAUGACGAUUGAAUGACAUCUACUGUCUUCCUAAUGUUUUAGCUCAUUUGUCUUGAGAUAGAUAUGCCAAACAGAAUGAAUAAUCGUAGUAUUUCCAAUAAUUACCAUGAUUUCUAACAUAAUUAAGCUAUAUUCUGAGAUUUGUCUAAAAAUCAAACUAAAUUGUUACAAAUGUUGUCGAAGUAAACUCUUGGAGAUACUAUGAUUAAUAGAUACUCGGAAACAAACCAAUGAAGAGUUUUGUUAAAUUAAACAACAAAGAUGGAGUUAGAAAUUAAUUAAUAACUCUUCUAAAACUUUGGUCCUUCCAAGAAAAUGAACUGUCAGUCAUCCAAUAAUGCUCUGAGAAGUCCAGGUAAAUCCAAAGAGGAAUCAGCCCAGACAAGAAGAACAUUGCAAACUCAAAUGCUUCACUUUCGAUAUAGUGUCGUUAGUUAAAACUUAUAAAGCUAAAUUAUUAAUUCUUAUGAACUUGACCCUCAGGGUGAUACCAAUACUUCAGCAUGCAAGGGACGAAAGAUACUUCUUCUGAGCCUGAAAGACAGCAGAGAGGCCGAGGAAACUUUUUCCAAGAAACCAGGUUUACUAUUUCAAAACCGUCAUGUGUACAAAUAAAUAUUUAGUAAUUCCAUUUCCACACUUGUAAACUAACUCAUGCUGGUCUAUUUCAAUU